This is a messenger RNA of Neoarius graeffei (lesser salmon catfish), 1311 nucleotides long. RefSeq names its product T-box transcription factor Tb (gene tbxtb). The record is from RefSeq and is a predicted model, not a curated record. The transcript is spliced from 8 exons. Gene Ontology annotation, biological process: somitogenesis; mesoderm formation; regulation of transcription by RNA polymerase II. Gene Ontology annotation, molecular function: DNA-binding transcription factor activity, RNA polymerase II-specific; RNA polymerase II cis-regulatory region sequence-specific DNA binding. Gene Ontology annotation, cellular component: nucleus. Bases 1 to 1311 code for a protein of 436 amino acids. NCBI's taxonomy places the organism in Eukaryota, Metazoa, Chordata, Actinopteri, Siluriformes, Ariidae.
AUGGCUUCAAGUGGCAGUGAGUGCUCGGGAAAAGCCGUCCAGUACCGGGUGGACCACCUGCUGAGCGCCGUGGAGAAUGAGCUGCAGGCCGGGAGCGAGAAAGGAGACCCAACCGAGAGGGAGCUGAAAGUGAGCCUGGAUGAGCUCGAGCUGUGGCAGAAGUUUCGAGAACUCACUAAUGAGAUGAUUGUAACCAAGAACGGCAGGCGCAUGUUCCCCGUGCUGAAAGUGAGUGUUUCCGGUUUGGACCCGAGCGCCAUGUAUUCGUUCCUGCUGGACUUCUCGGCGGCAGACUCGCACCGCUGGAAGUACGUGAACGGGGAGUGGGUGGCGGGAGGCAGACCCGAGCCGCGCGCCUCCAGCUGUGUGUACAUGCACCCGGACUCGCCAAAUUUCGGAGCACACUGGAUGAAGGCUCCAGUCUCCUUCAGCAGAGUCAAACUCACCAACAAACUCAACGGGGGAGGACAGGUCAUGCUGAACUCUUUACACAAAUACGAGCCGCGUAUCCACAUAGUACGUGUCGGAGGGCCACACAGAAUGAUCACCAGCCAUUCCUUCCCCGAAACCCAGUUCAUAGCAGUCACUGCAUACCAGAAUGAGGAAAUCACUGCACUCAAAAUCAAAUACAACCCCUUUGCCAAAGCUUUCCUAGAUGCCAAAGAAAAAGGUGAUCAUAAGGAAAUAAUGGAUGAAGUCAGCGAGAACCAACAGUCUGGAUAUGCACAAUGUAAUGGCUGGUUUCUGCCAGGAGGCGGAUCCCUCUGUCCUCCUACGAACUCUCACCCUCAGUUCGGUAGCGCUCUGCCUCUGCCAUCCUCUCACGGUUGUGAGCGUUACUCCACAUUGAGAAAUCAUCGUUCCUCACCUUACCCCAGCCCCUACCCUCACCGAACGACCUCCCCCACUGGUUACUCAGAAAACCCUUCAGCUUGUUUGUCUAUGCUGCCUGCCCAUGAGAGCUGGUCCAGUCAACAAAUGUCCUCUCACACCAGCAUGGUCCCUAUGGGCCAACACUCUCCCCCCAACUCCAACUCCAGUCAGUACACCAGUUUAUGGAGUGUAGGAAACACUCCACUGACUCCAGUGUCUCAGACAGGUGGAAUGGCGAGCAGCUUGGGCUCCCAGUACCUCCGUGGCUCUGCCAAUCAUUAUUCCAGCCUGUCCCACCCGGCUACAGUGCCCAAUCCUGGAUCUCCGCUCUAUGACGGCACGCAGGCCACUGAAUUGCACAACGCAUCUCCUUACGAGAGCGCCACCCACGUGCGGCUGGCUGCAGCCUGGACACCCAUCACACCUCCUUCCUUAUAG